AAUAAACAUAGUGGUAUAUAGUAUAAAUAUAGUGGUACUGCGAUGCUGGAUUAGCUACUUAUACCGUACAUAUCUCCGAUCCUAACGGGCACGAUGGCAGCUAUCGCCGUGCUCUGUGUCUUCGGGAUCCUGCUGCUGUACUUCCCCGAGCACGGGAAAUGUCGGGAGGGCGUGCCCGCCAGGCGGCAGUGGGUGGGUGCGUCAUGGGAGAACACCUAUGACGGAGAUUUGACCUUCACGUGCCCGGGAGAGAACCAGGCUAUUUCGGGUUUAUACAGCCAACACAACAAUGCCUUUGAGGACAGGCAGUUCAGGUUUGAAUGCAGUGACCUUCCAGGCAACACACAAGGCUCCACUUGGAACUCCAACUACCAGAACGACUACGACAUGGAGCUCAACUUCCUCUGCCCGUUUAACAGCGUCAUGAUAGGGAUGCAGAGUCACCACAACAACGACAAAGAAGACAGGCGGUGGAGCUUCACGUGCAUGCAAGUGCCUGUGUAUCGUUUGGCUGAUUGUGUUUGGACAGACUACAACGAUUUAGACGCCGAUAUUGAAGUUCCGACUUUAGACAAUUACUUCUUCACUGGAGCAAGGAGCCAACACCAUGACCAUGCGGAGGACAGAAACUGGAGUUACCAGCGCUGCAAACUCAAGCAAACCGGUGAAAACAGCCCGUUAUACAUACUACAUAUUCUCAAAGGCACCAUGGCAAGACAUACUGCUGUAGCAGUUUUUGUGCUCUGUGUCUUCCUACUCCUGCCCGCCAAUGUAGCCCCGGUAGCCGGGCCGUGGGUGAACGGCUAUCACCGCUGGUUCGGCUUCAGCUGCGACCACCGGAACCAGUUCAUAUCGGGGCUGUUCAGCCGACACGACAAUGGCUGGGAGGACAGGCGGUUCAAGAUUGAAUGCAGAAACCUGACCAUCACCCCAGAACAGUACGGCUCAACCUUCGAGUCCGGGUACCUGAACGAGUAUGACGCGGAGGUUGACUUCGAAUGCCCGUCUCACGGCGUGCUGAGGGGGAUACAGAGCGCGCAUAGUGACUGGCACAUGGACAGGAACUGGAACUUCAUCUGCAUGGAGGUCCGGGGGUUCUGCUGGUAUGGCUGUACGUGGUCAGCCUACAAUGACUGGGACGAUGACGUCGACAUUCCAACCGCUGACUGGCACUUCAUCACAGGAGCGAGGAGUCACCACGAGGACCGCUAUGAGGAUAGGAAGUGGAGCUACCAACGCUGUGGACUCCGAGCCUGCUAACCAGGAGAAGUCUCACACAUGGCGACGCCAAGCUGCAAACCCUCCAGACUCACAGCGAUAAUAAUGAUAAUGAUAAAUGAUG
Branchiostoma belcheri (Belcher's lancelet) is the source of this 1342-nucleotide messenger RNA. RefSeq lists its product as uncharacterized. The transcript has 10 exons. Lineage: Eukaryota; Metazoa; Chordata; Leptocardii; Amphioxiformes; Branchiostomatidae. The coding region runs from base 94 to 1260 and encodes 388 amino acids. Gene Ontology annotation, molecular function: extracellular matrix structural constituent. Gene Ontology annotation, biological process: collagen fibril organization. Gene Ontology annotation, cellular component: extracellular matrix. The record is from RefSeq and is a predicted model, not a curated record.